AUGCGCUUCUCCAUAAUACUCUCUGCCUGUAUGGCAAUUGCUGGAGUUAGGGCUGCACCAGCUGGCUGGUCUCCGGGUUCCGCCAAGUGGUUGAGUGAAAUUGGGGACUAUAUUUCAAAGCACGCCAACAACGGUUUGCUUCAACAACCCACCUGCGAUCUCUCCAAAGCUGUUCUGCCAAGCAAUCCACAACUUUCGGAAGUUCCCAAGGACCAAAAACUGCUCGCUGUUGCAAUUGGACGAGGCACUCAGAAUUAUACAUGCUCAUCCUCAUCUCCGGAGAAAGCACCAAAGGCCACCGGUGCCAUGGCUACGCUGUUCAAUGCCUCUUGCAUUGCAUCCAACUACCCUUACCUCCUCUCGCUUCUCCCCAACGUCGCCCUCGAACUCACUACCCCUCCACCAUUCGGCAACUCUCGUGGUCCAGCAGACCUAAUGGUAAUGGGUCACCACUACUUCGACGGCGAGGGGGUGCCAAUUUUUGACCUACCAAAACUUGGAAUCUCCAGCGUCAAGAAAGCCGACUCUAAAGACGCACCGGCAAAUGCCAUGAAGGGUGUCAACACGGAGCAAGAGGGCGCUGUGAGUUGGCUAAUGCUAGAAUCAAUUCCAUCCAGCACGGGCCUAGCAAAGAGGGUAUAUCGGGUCAACACUGCUGGAGGAAAGGCGCCAUCGACGUGUGUCGACCAGCCAGAACAAAUCCAGAUUCAAUACUCUGCUGAGUACUGGUUCUAUGGAUGA
Arthroderma uncinatum is the source of this 741-nucleotide messenger RNA. RefSeq lists its product as uncharacterized. Lineage: Eukaryota; Fungi; Ascomycota; Eurotiomycetes; Onygenales; Arthrodermataceae. The transcript has 2 exons. The coding region runs from base 1 to 741 and encodes 246 amino acids. The record is from RefSeq and is a predicted model, not a curated record.